UGUCAGUGUUCUGUAAAGAUCCUCAUCUGAAUUGCUGACCUGCAGGCGAUCCAUUUUCCGAUACACAUGUUAAGCCGUAUUUCGAAGGGCUUUGCAAAGUCAUUUUUGUGCAGAACUAAAAAGCGAAUUUGUUCCUCAAAUUGGUUAAUUACAGAAAGAGUAAUGCCUGCUGCCCCUAUCAGUUCUUCUGCGUAUCAAAAAAUUGUUUCGAAGUUAUGCGAGGACACUAUACCUAUUGAAAUUUAUAAGUCUUCUGUGACUGGCAUAAGAGUUGCAAUUUGUCAGGUUCCUGGCCCAAUUGUCAACGGUUAUUUCAUGUUAGCAACCGAGGCUCAUGAUGACGACGGGCUGCCACAUACACUAGAGCAUUUAGUUUUUAUGGGAAGCGAGGAUUAUCCAUACAAAGGGGUGCUAGAUAUGUUGGCUAACAGGUGUUUUGCUCAGGGAACAAAUGCGUACACAGAUGUGGAUCAUACUGUCUACACGGUUGAGACUGCUGGUGCAGAAGGUUUUCUCAAUUUUUUGCCUGUUUAUAUUGAACACGUUCUGUAUCCGACUUUAACGGACAGUGCUUUUGCAACUGAAGUUCACCACAUCACAGAAACUGGCGAAGAUGGUGGCGUUGUCUACUGCGAAAUGCAAGGAUGUGAGAAUACCGGAGAAAAUAGAACAUAUCUAGAGCUCAUGAGAGAAAUAUACCCAGGUAAAUGUGGGUUCAAAAGCGAAACUGGAGGAAUUAUGAAAAAUCUCAGAGAAAGCACCACCAAUGUAAAAGUUAAAAACUAUCACGCUCAGUUUUAUCGCCCUGAUAAUCUAACCUUAAUUAUAACUGGACAGGUUGACCCUCAAGACGUGUUUAAAACAAUGUCCGCGAUGGACGAGAAAAUCAGAAAUAAGCUAGAAAAGAAUCCAUUGCCAAAAAUGGAAAGACCCUGGAUGUCGCCGGUUCCGGAGCUUACGAAGUCUGUGACGAAAGUAGUUCCUUUUGGAAACGACACAGAAGAUAAAGGGAUGGUUCUUAUUGGCUUUAGAGGACCAAAAGCGAUCGAGAUUUACAAAUCACUCUGCUUCAAUUUAGUGCUGGAUUAUUUCUCUGAUACUAGUGUAGCACCUCUUAGACAAGCUUUCGUUGAGAAUGAAAACCCAUUUUGCUCGAAUGUGAAAUGGUCAAUGAUGGAGGCAACAGAAAGCACAAUUUUCUUCAAGUUUGCAAACGUCGAAUCAAAAAACUUGGACAAGAUUCGACCAAAAUUCUUUGAAGUAAUCAAGGCUGAACUAGACAAGGGUCUGAAGAUGGAGCGCCUGAAAGCAAUCAUCGAGAAGAAGCGUCUAGAGACUCUGAAUUCUUUGGAGGACUGUCCUCACGAAGCCACUUCAGGAGAAGUAAUGGGCCACAUCCUUUUUGGAUUAAAAGAGCAAGAAUUAGAAGACAGACUGAAUAAGACGAAACAGUUGGCAAAGGCAGCCAAGGAGUCGGAGAAGUAUUGGAAAGAGUUGAUGACGGAGCUGACUACUAAGCCAUAUGUUGAAAUCAUUGGGAAACCUAGUCUCAAAGAGAAAGCUAAACUAGCUAAGGAAGUUGAAGACUUAGUGGCGAAACGCAAGGCGGAAUUAGGCGAGAGUGGUCUGGCUCAAAUGGAAAAGGAUCUGGAAGACGCAGUUGACCAGAAUGAGAUCGAAGCUCCAGAUGAGAUGUUGUCCAAGAUCCCGAUUCCAGAUGUCGAGAAGAUACAUUUCCACAACUUGACUGCAUCUAGUAAUUACAGGAAAACGGACGAGGCUACCAAAGUGGAUCUGAAGCUGUUUCCCUUCAUAACUGAGCUGGAUGAUAUCCAGGAGACGCAGUUCAUAGCCUGGACUAUGCUGUUUGAUACCAGUGGGAUUGGAGACGAGUUGAAGCCCUACCUGAUGUUGUGGACUGAAUUGAUAGGCGAGACGGCAGUCAAGGAUGAGAAAGGAACUGUUAUCAAAUACGAAGACGUAGUUGCCGGACUAGAGCGAGAUCUCCUGGAGUCCUCCUGUCAGUUAGGAGCAGUAAACGGCGCCACAUUCUCAGCUGGCUCCUUUCCCGAGAUGUUGUCUCUUUCUAUGAAAGUAGACCGAGAUAGCAAGUUGCAGAAGUACAGUGAUGGAGUUUCGUGGCUUAGUCGACUCCUGUUUAGACAGAAUUUCGAGGCUGAUAGAGUGAAAAGUAUAAUACAGAAGGUGCUGAAUACAGUUGAUGGUAAAAAGCGAAACGGAAGAACAGUCUGUUCUGCAACUCAUAUGAAGCUAAUAAUGACAACGAAUAGUAACCCAUAUCAUGCAUCGGUGCUGAACCAGGAGAAGAUUCUCAAGUCUUGUUUGAAGAUAAUUGACAAGGAGCCCGCUAAGCUAUUAGGAUAUUUGUUCAAAAUCACCGAGUAUGUCACUCAACUGAACAGAAUGAGACUGCAUCUGACCACUGCAGUGCAGAAGUUUCCCUCUCCGGACAGAGUGACCACUCCCUGGAAGGAGGUGUUCCUCAAAUCAUGGACUGAGACCAGACCAUCCGGGUCAGGAGAUAUCAGAAGCGACUACGGCGCAUUCAAGGUAGUGAGGAGUAAGCAGUUGAUGAAGAAGAUGGAAGAUAUAAAAGUGAAGUCGGCCAUUGUGGCCGUAGGUGCUGUGGAGUCCAGCUACUUAGUCCAGAGUCACUUUGUCAACAUCGAUAGCUACGAACACCAGGACAUAGCGCCAGUCAUGGUGUUGAUUGAGUACCUGACUGGACUUGAGGGUCCCAUGUGGCGUCUGAUCAGAGGACUAGGCUACAGCUAUGGGUACAGUGUGCAUCUCAGUGUGGAGACAGGGAGUCUCAAUCUGCACCUCAUGAAGAGCACCAAUCUGCCUAAGGCAUACGAGAAGGCCAUAGAAAUCAUACAAGGCUAUUUGAAUGGGAGUGAGGAGUUUGAUGAGAUGUCUCUGGAGGCGAGCAGGAGCAGUGUGAUGUUUGAGGUGAUAGAGAGGGAGAAGAGCAUCGGAGACGCGAGUGUGGAGUCCAUGAUGAACCACCUCAGGGCAGUGGACAAGCACUACAACAAACAACUGCUCAAAAAGGUAUCCGAAGUAUCCUUGAAAGACCUGUCCAGGGUCUGCCAGAAGUACUUCGCCACCUUCUUUGACCAAAAGGCCUCCUGUUGUGCUAUUUCUUGUCACCCCUCCAAAGUGGACGAAAUCUGCGCUGCAUUUGCCAAAAUGCCGGAAGGCUGCUGUCGAGACUUGACUAAAUUCAAAUCCUUUGACCAAGUGUUUGAUCAGUGAUCAGAUAACGUUGGAAGCUAUUCAAAAGAUCAGGUACGACCGGGUAAUUCAUCAUGUCUGAGGAAACGAAUGACUAAGUUUUAUGAGCCAAUCAGAGUUGUUAAAUUAUAAAUUAGUCAGUGUUGAAACGCUUUUGAUUGGUUAAAAAUUUUCGGAUUUUUUUUUUCAAAUUGUAAACGGCGUAACAUUCGGACAUGAGGGAUUACCAUCACCCAUCACCAAAGCAAUGCUUCAUCCCAAUUAGUUGAAACCGUGACGACGAUAUCUGAAAGUAAGUUCGUCGAGAUGACAAUAGGCUCCUUAGUUUUCACCAAUGCUGUAAAUUUAACCAAGAAUCUGCAGAAAAGAAAAUUGCAAUAAGUUUGU
Molecule: messenger RNA, 3645 nt
Organism: Symsagittifera roscoffensis
Lineage: Eukaryota; Metazoa; Xenacoelomorpha; Acoela; Convolutidae
Exons: 12
Coding region: 67-3279 (1070 amino acids)
Molecular function (GO): metal ion binding
Source: RefSeq, a predicted model, not a curated record